Messenger RNA from Spathaspora passalidarum NRRL Y-27907, 1899 nucleotides. RefSeq lists its product as uncharacterized. The record is from RefSeq and is a predicted model, not a curated record. Gene Ontology annotation, cellular component: cytosol. The transcript has 5 exons. Bases 1 to 1899 code for a protein of 632 amino acids. Lineage: Eukaryota; Fungi; Ascomycota; Pichiomycetes; Serinales; Debaryomycetaceae. Gene Ontology annotation, molecular function: mRNA binding.
AUGUUGCAUACUCUUAAGUUGCUUGCCUUGUUUUCUGUCAUGUUCACCACUACUACCACUUCAUCUACCGCACCGGAUCAAUCUACGUCAACUCCGACCACUGUCCCUAAAAUAACUAUUAACCCCAAUGCCACUACUUCAAAUACUGCAUCCCAUCAGCACCAACAAGAGCAGGAAAUGCUUUCCAGUUUCACUGUUCCCAAUCCUCCAGUUUCUACACAGCAACUGUCUGCGGUCGUUGCUGCUGAUAACAAUACUGAUAGUGAUUAUGAAAGACCCCGUACUUUAUGGAUGGGUGACUUAGAUCCAUGGUUAGACGAGCAGGGGAUCACUGACUUGUGGUGGAAUAUCCUUCAUAAACGAGUUGUGGUUAAGAUUAUCAAGCCUAAAUCGUCAAUUUCCAAUCUUGACCCUAAUUAUCAAGGGUUAACCAAUUCAGGAUAUUGUUUUGUUGAAUUUGAAACUUUUGAAGAUGCACAACAAGCACUCAGUUUAAAUGGUCAAUUAUUACCCGAUAUAGCCAUGCCUAGUCAGCAACAUUUCCCUAAUAAUCCUGAUAAUCAAAAGAAGUAUUUCCGGUUGAAUUGGGCUAGUGGUGCUACUUUAACAGCUCCAAUUAUUCAAACUCCAGAAUAUUCAUUAUUUGUAGGUGACUUAUCAGCAUCGACUACUGAAGCUCAUUUAUUGGCAUUUUUCCAAAAGAGUUUCCCCAACUCGAUCAAGACAGUGAGAGUAAUGACUGAUCCAAUCAGUGGGAAAUCCAGAUGCUUUGGAUUUGUUAGAUUUACCGAUGAGCUGGAAAGACAAAGGGCAUUGGUUGAGAUGAAUGGUGUUUGGUUUGCAGGAAGACCAUUGCGAGUUGCAUUGGCUACCCCUAGAACGAAUCCUAGAAACAAGUACGAAAUGAUGUUUAUCCCACCACCUCCUCCUCCUCCGCCUGGCUCUGGUCAAUUGCCUGGUCAACCGAUCUAUCCUCCAAAUUAUUAUACCCAAGCACAAUCUCAACAACAGCUGCAACUGCAACAGCCACUGCAUCAACAAUUACAACAACAAUAUGAUUUCCCUCAACAGGAUAUUGACGUUAAUCUUGACAUGAUGAUGAAAUCACCUCUAGCUCCCAUGCAUCACCAAUUGGCCCAGCCAUAUGCUGAUCCAACAAAUACUACGGUUUUUGUGGGAGGAUUACUGAGUGAAGUUAGCGAACCUACUCUUUUCACCCUUUUCAAACCAUUUGGUAUUAUUCAACAGGUGAAGAUCCCACCAGGGAAAAACUGUGGAUUUGUAAAAUAUACUACUCGUGAAGAAGCUGAAGAGGCAAUUGCAGCUAUGCAGGGUUUUAUCAUUGGUGGUAAUCGAGUGAGGUUAAGUUGGGGCAGAGUAUCACCCACAAAUAAAAAGUAUCAAUUACAACAACAGCAACAGCAACAACAGCAUCAACACCUUCAACAAUCCCAAGUUCAGCAACAAGCACAAGCUCAGGCUCAACAACAACAGAUGCAAGCUGCUGCUGCGUUUUCAAUGGGUAUCGAUCCGGGGCUUAUGGGAUACCCACCCGUUCCUGGCCCAGUACCACCUGGUCCUCCUCCCCCUCCAGGAACAAUUCCUGGAUCAGGACAAGUUCCUCCUCCUCCUCCGGGUGCCACUAUGGGAAUGAUGUUUCAGGAAAGCUCUAGUGGGGAAUACGAGUCGCGACUGAAUAUGUCUCCUCCGUUCUUCAUUCCCAUGCAUGGACCUCCGGGACAUGGUCCAGAUGCUAAUUUGGAUGAGGACAAAAAUGAAGAGCAACAAGAAGGUGAUCUGAAUAACGAGCAAGAUAAGAAGGAGGAACAUCAAGGAAAUGAUGAGGAGAAGUCUGGUGAUUCAGACGAGAAGAAACUGGACGAAGAGAAGAAGCAAUAG